UUCAACGCAAAGGAGACGACGCACGCACCUCCCCGUCUGUCAGCUAUGUCGGGCUGGUUUCGCCGAGGGGCUGCCCCGGCUGGCGGAGCAGCUGGGGCAUCCGCCGAUGGACUGGGGCCUUCCCCAGCCUCGGGAGUCCCGCUGGAGCUGAUCAAGUGGGAUGAAGCCACCAGUCGUUUCUGUCUGGGCCAGCAGGCGCUGGACGUCCUGAAGAGGACCAGGGGACCGGUGGGGGUUGUGGCGGUGUGCGGCAGGGCGAGGCAGGGCAAGUCGUUCAUUCUGAACCAGCUGCUGGGCCGCAGCGGCGGCUUCCAAGUGGCGCCCACACACCGCCCCUGCACCAAGGGCCUGUGGAUGUGGUCGGCCCCCGUGGAGCGGCGCGGCCCCGACGGCAGCAAGUACAGCCUGGUACUGCUGGACACAGAGGGCAUCGACGCGUACGACCAGGCACGCCCGCCUCCCGCCUCGCCGUGUGCCCCAGCGGCCGCCGCCGGCCAGCCAACGGCGGCGGCGGUGCUGCUGCCAGGCACCGUGACGGGCCAGUACAGCACCCAGAUCUUCUCGCUGGCGGUACUGCUGUCCAGCCUGUUUGUGUUCAACCAGAUGGGCGGCAUCGACGAGGCCGCGCUGGACCGGCUGUCCCUGGUGACCGAGAUGACCAAGCACAUCCGCGUGCGCGCGGGCGGCGGCGGCGGCGCCGACGACGACAGCACCGAACUCGCCUCCUUCACCCCCGCCUUCCUCUGGCUGCUCCGCGACUUCUACCUGCGCCUGGAGGAGGAGGGGCGCGCGGUCACCCCGCGUGACUAUCUGGAGACGGCGCUGCAGCCGCUGCAAGGCAGCGGGCGAGCGGUGGAGGCCAAGAAUCAGAUCCGCGAGAGCAUCAAGUCCCUGUUCCCCGACCGCGACUGCUUCACGCUGGUGCGCCCGGUGAACGACGAGGAGCAGCUGGCGGCGCUGGACACGCUGCCCGCCGCCCAGAUGCGCCCAGAGUUCAGGGAGGGGCUGCACCGCCUCACCCAGAUCAUCUUCAGCAAGGCCCAGCCCAAGCGCCUGGGCUCCCAGAUCCUGAGCGGGCCCAUGCUGGCGGGGCUGACAGAGGCGUACGUGACUGCCAUCAACAACGGCGCGGUGCCCACCAUCGCCACCGCCUGGCAGGGGGUGGCGGAGGCGGAGAGCCGGCGCGCGGGGGACGCCGCGCUGGCCGCCUACGCCGCCGCUUUCACCGAGGAGGUGGCGGCCGAGGACGCGGCGCUGGCAUCGGAGCACCAGCAUGCGCUGCUGGCGGCCAAGGCGGCGUUUGACGACAUUGCCAUCGGCGACGAGGGCGUGCGGCGCGCCAACGAGCAGCGCUGGCGCGACAGCUGCGAGGCCAGGCGCGCGUACCAGCAGCUGCGGGAGCGCAAGCUGGCCCAGGCGUCUGCCGCCUGCGAGCGCAUGAUCAGCGAGGCCACGGUGCGGCUGGCGGCGCUGGCGCGGCAGGAGGGGGCCACUGUGGAGCGCCUGCAGGAGGAGGUGGCCGCCUUUGAGCAGGCCUACCGUGCCUCCCCCGCGGCCACCGGCCCUACCAAGUGGCCCCGCUUCGCAGAGUUCACAAGGGAUGCGUACGGCGGCGCGGUGCGUGACCUGGCCGCCCGCCUGGACGAGCGGCGCAGGGCGGAGGCGGCGGCGGCGGCGCAGGCUGCUGAGGUGGCGUCCCUCAAGGCGCAGCAGGCGCAGCAGCGCCUGGCUGGCGCCGAGUCAGAGGCCGCCCAGCUGCGGGCGAGGCUGGGGGAGGCGGAGCGGCGGCUGGGAGAGGUGCAGGCGGAGCUGGCGAGGGAGCGGGCGGCGGCGGCGGCGGCCGCCUCCCGCCUGGCCGUGCUCGAGCAGCAGGUGCAGCACCUGGCGCAGAGCAAGGAGGCCGAGAGCCGCAGCAUCAGCCAGCAGGCGGAGGCGGCGCUGCGCGCGGCGCAGGCGGCACACGAGGCGCAGGCGGCGGCGGCGCGGCGCGAGGCGGCGGCGGCGCAGCAGCAGCUGGCGGCGGCGCAGGGCGAGGCGGCGGCACUGCGGCAGCAGCUGGCGGCCAGCGGGGCGGCGGCACAGGACUGGUCGGGGCGGUUGGCUGUUGUGGAGGCGGAGCGGGAGGGGCUGCUGGCCAGCGUGCAGCUGCUGAGCGCCGACAAGGCAGAGCUGCAGCGGGGCCAGGAGGCGGCGCAGCUCCAGCUGGCGGAGCUGACCCAGCGCAUGCAGGCCCGCGAGGCCGAGGUGGCCGGCCAGCUGCGUGGGCUGGAGGAGGAGGCUCGCCGUGCCGCGCUGCAGGCGGCUGCUGCGCCGCCGCCGGCGGGCCGGGCGCCAGCUGCUGCGCUGCCGUCGCCGGCGUUUGAGGAUGCGGGGGCGGGGGGUGAGGAUGAGUUUGAGGAUGUGGAGAACCUGAACAUUCCCAGGAUGACCAUUGGGCAGAUGAAGGACUGGCUGAUGGAGCACGGGUACGAGAAGGACGCGUGGGAGCUGGCGCAGAAGCGGGGCAAGAAGGCGGACUACGAGGCGCUGCUGCGGCGCGUGACGGGGCUCUAG
Molecule: messenger RNA, 2553 nt
Organism: Chlorella variabilis
Lineage: Eukaryota; Viridiplantae; Chlorophyta; Trebouxiophyceae; Chlorellales; Chlorellaceae
Exons: 13
Coding region: 46-2553 (835 amino acids)
Molecular function (GO): GTP binding; GTPase activity
Source: RefSeq, a predicted model, not a curated record